CGUUGUGCGGCCGAGUGCGUGUGUGUGGAAUGUCUUGUAGUUCUAAUUCAAUGCGUGCAAUGAGGUUUUUCAGUCAAUUGUAUUUCCUGAAAUGACUUGGUUGAAUCAUAACGCACAAGUUAUGACAAUUCAAAGUUGUCAAACGUGAAGCGGACGUAGUGAUGGAUCUUAACAGUACUAUGGAGGGUCCGUCACCCGGUGAACAGGAACAUGCGUGUCGGGAAACAGGCAUUUUAGCGAACGAAGAUUGGAGAGUUGACAAAAAAUCAUCUAAGAAAGAUUCUAUGGACUCUGGUGUUGCUGGUCUUCGAGAUCAGCAUUUGAAUAGCAAUAACAAAAGUUGCAGCGGUUGUACCGAUACGGAUUCCUCAGAAAUAGAAGUGUCGUCUGGAAAGACAACAUACUUGAAAGGCAAAUUUCUUGGCAAGUCAAAUAGCAGAGAAGUGAUCCGAAAGAAGUUACGUAUCUGUGCAAAGUUGCCUUCUGUUCCUUGUUUUGGCAGCGAGCCAUCCAGCCUCCGCUCAAAACGUGACUUCGAGGAUGACGCCUUACAUGGUUGUGUUCCGUAG
Messenger RNA from Gryllus bimaculatus (two-spotted cricket), 569 nucleotides. Lineage: Eukaryota; Metazoa; Arthropoda; Insecta; Orthoptera; Gryllidae. The record is from the annotation of a GenBank genome assembly.